UACCUUGACACUGGCGACCAAGACAAUGAUGUCGAGGACCAACAUCCUCUACCCGCCGAGAGUGUCGCCGGUCUCGACAUGCCCGUCGCCGAGACUGUGUACCAGCACCAGAGCUUUCGGACGGAGCCGAGCAUAAAGAGCGACGUCGGUAUCGAGCUACGCGGCCCGCUCGAGGUGAGGGGCUCGGUCAAGUCAGGCGGCAGCAUCGCCCUGCUGGGGGAUCUGAUCAUCCGUCGAAAGAUUGACGCCUAUGGGGCCAUCACCGUGAAUGGAAACGUCAGCACCCAAGGUAGGAUCAAGGCAUAUGGGAAUAUCGAGGUCAACGGUUCCUUGACAGCAAGCAAUGGCAUCAAAGGCUUUGGCAAGCUGAGACUUGUCGGAUCCCUGCAAGGCACUGACCUUGAGAUAUACGGCAACCUGAUCGUGAAUGGCUACCUUAAAUGCCGACGUCUUCUCGUCUACGGAUCCUUGACCCUCAUCGGGGCUGAGUCGAGCUACACUGUCGAGGAAUCGGAAGAGAUCAUGGGCGCCAAACUCCGACGAGAUCAAGAGGCAGACUGGGACUGGUGA
Geosmithia morbida is the source of this 570-nucleotide messenger RNA. RefSeq lists its product as uncharacterized. The transcript is spliced from 4 exons. Lineage: Eukaryota; Fungi; Ascomycota; Sordariomycetes; Hypocreales; Bionectriaceae. The record is from RefSeq and is a predicted model, not a curated record. The annotation marks the transcript as partial.